AUGAGCUCCCCCUUUGAUUUCGAUAGUGUUGAUGCAGCUCUGAAAGAGGCAUUAAAAGGGCCCGCCUACGAGGAAGUGCACAGAAUCCUCUAUGGAAGAAGUCAUCCUGAACUUCAAAUCCCGAAGGAUGCCUUGGAAAUAGCCACCAAGAACAACUUUGACAUACGUGGAUACGAAAUCACUGCUGAACCAGAGCAAUUGCGAGCACCACGAAAGGUCAAAGUGGCAGCCAUUCAAUUCUCGAUUGUACUGCCGACGAACGCUCCAGUUGAGGAACAAAGAAAAGCGAUCCAUCAAAAGGUUGCCCAUAUGAUCGAUGCCGCUGUUCUUGCUGGAGCUAACAUCAUCUGCAUGCACGAAUUGUGGACUAUGCCAUUUGCGUUCUGCACACGUGAACGACUUCCUUGGACAGAAUUCGCAGAGUCGGCAGAGCACGGCCCAUCAACCAAGUUUCUUAGUCAGAUAGCUGCAAAAUAUGGAGUUGUCAUUGUGUCUUCGAUCCUAGAAAGAGACGAAUCGAAAGACGAUGUUCUCUGGAAUGCCGCUGUCGUCAUCUCAAACUCGGGAAAAGUUAUCGGUAAAAGUCGUAAGAAUCACAUUCCAAGGAUCGGUGACUUCUCUGAGUCAACGUAUUACAUGGAAUCAACUCUUGGUCAUCCUGUUUUUGAUACUGCUUUUGGAAAAAUUGCCAUAAACGUGUGCUACGGUCGCCACCACCCUCAGAAUUGGAUGAUGUAUGCGUUAAAUGGCGCUGAGAUUAUUUUCAACCCUUGCGCUGAAGUGGUUGAGAAUUUAAGUGAACCAAUGUGGGCAAUUGAAGCUCGCAGUGCAGCUAUCGCCAACCAUUGCUUUACCGUCCCUAUCAACAGGGUUGGAAGGGAAUCUUUCCCGAACGAGUUCACAUCGGGAGACGGACGUACAGCUCAUAAGGAGAUCGGUCAAUUCUACGGUAGCGCUUACGUUGCUGCACCAGAUGGAAGUCGCACUCCAGGACUUUCCCGUACGAAGGACGGCGUGCUCGUAGUCGAAAUCGAUCUGAAUUUGUGCAGGCAAACAAAAGACCACCUUUGUUUCAGGAUGACCCAGCGUUUGGACCUUUACGCGAAGAGCAUUACGGCUGCAGCCGACCCCAAUUACAAGCCAGACAUCCACCGAGAGAAGUGA
Necator americanus (New World hookworm) is the source of this 1164-nucleotide messenger RNA. RefSeq lists its product as uncharacterized. Gene Ontology annotation, molecular function: beta-ureidopropionase activity. The coding region runs from base 1 to 1164 and encodes 387 amino acids. The transcript is spliced from 11 exons. NCBI's taxonomy places the organism in Eukaryota, Metazoa, Nematoda, Chromadorea, Rhabditida, Ancylostomatidae. The record is from RefSeq and is a predicted model, not a curated record.